Molecule: messenger RNA, 2077 nt
Organism: Schistosoma haematobium
Lineage: Eukaryota; Metazoa; Platyhelminthes; Trematoda; Strigeidida; Schistosomatidae
Exons: 1
Coding region: 1161-1796 (211 amino acids)
Source: RefSeq, a predicted model, not a curated record
GGUUCCUGCCUGGAGGAUUUGGUGAUCCCCUGCUACUAGACACGGAAGCCUGCUAAGCGAAAGCUUCUUCUAUUCCGUCCACAACCACUUGAACCAUUUGAACCAUUUGGCACGUGUUUCUUGGUAGCGGUGUUCAUAGUUAACCUCAACUCGACUCCACGCUACAAUUGGUGACCCGUAUUUUGGAACACGCCUCAGCUUCUGGUCAAAUCUUCCAAAGAAGCCAAUUCGGUGAGUCUAUGAUUUAUCUAUCCACGUCUGUCGUAUAUUUUCAUAUUUAAUAUAUGACGGAUAACGAUAAGAAUAGUAUUAAUAUAAUAGACUCCCAUUUAUGUGUACCGAACUCUUGUUACUUUUUAUUCGCGUGACGAUGAAUUCCACGCUUUAUUCGAGAAAUUUUCCCCUAUUAACUAUUCUCCUCGCUGACCCGGCUGCUUGGUACGGAAUGCAUUCGCAUACGCAUUAACGUCUACCUCCCAGCAUCAAAUGGUUAAGUUGAACGGUUUCAUUGCCAACUUAAAAGUGCUCUACGAGCACACGAGAGCGACAACUGGUACGAAACCUUAUCGCUCGUCCCCUUAGGUAUUCGAACGAGCUUGAAGGCAGAUAUACAAUGUUCCGCCUCCGAACUGGUAUACGGCACGACAUUGCGUCUACCCGGAGAAUUCACACCACGGAGCAGACCUAAUUUCGGUAAAUCAGACUACGUCCAUCGACUGUCUGCAUUUAUGCGAACGCUGUCUCCGGUGUCAACUCGAAUACAACAUUGACAGGUCGCUCUCUCUCGAGAGUUAUCUACCUGUUCACAUGUUUUUGUACGAGUAGAUUCGGUACGCAAACCUUGGCAACAACCUUACGAAGGCCCUUUUCACGUGAUCGCUCGUCACGAAAAGACCUUCAAGGUUGAUCGAUAUGGACGCGUCGAGAUCGUCUCAAACCAGCACACGUCGAUGACAGUGACCUAUCUGGUAACCUGAGAUUCAAUGCUAGACCUAGCAAACCUACUAGCGGGAUCCUCAAACCAUCUUCAGGUCCCACGCUAGAUACAUCUGAGACCUCAUUCUCACGUCCCGGUCAACAGCACGCGUUAUCUGCACCGUCUACGGACGAGACGAUAGUCUCACGUCCAGAUCAGCAGACCACGCCGCCUCUGACCUCGGAUGAGAUUACAGGCUCACGCGAUACGAACGAGACUGCCGUCUCACGUUCCGGUCGCCGAGUACGGUUGCCCGUACGCUUCCGCGACUAGUCGCACAGUCAACAACCGAUACGGUGUAGUGUUAUUCCUAUGCUACAUGCAUGCUACACUCUUCUCUUUUUUGAUUUUCUUUUUGUUUCCUGAGCCCACGCCUUCGACCACCUCCGUUUGGUUCCGUCGACUUCAGUCAACUUUGGCGAAAGCUGGACUGGCCACCCAUGCUCUUGUCAACGCACUCAGUCGAUAUUUUGGUUUCGAAUGCUUGGCAUACGCUUGGUCUCGAACUUGGUCGUUACGGUCGCUUCUGGUCUUUUGGCUCAACGUGGUUUCAUCCUACGUCUGCAGCGUUUCUGGUCCGGACCCCUACGAACGCCCUCUUCAGAUUCUGGAUACAAACCACUCUCGUGUAGCAUGCCAACUCAAGCAAUACAUACAGCACAUCGCUCCUGGUACCGUUCUCCGAAAACGACCUUCGUUGGCAACUCGACGAUCAACGAUCGCUUUCCUGUUCGCCAAUUCUUCCGUCCUACAAUCGCUCGUCAGCCGAUCAGUCCCACGAUUUAAACCGCUAUUUAUCGAAAGUGUUAACCCUUUCUAGCGCGGGGCUCCUGUAGUGACUCACAUUUAUCACGAGAACACGACUGGUUUAAUAAAAACAAUUAUUAUUAUAACCAACUGUACCAGUGUUUGUUUUAACGUGCUUUUGUUUGACUGUGCUAAUGACAGCUAUUUUGUGCUUCCAUUCUUGUACUUACACUUCAAUUGUAACUUCGCGCGAAUUCGGUUACGUUCUGUAACCAAGGUUGUAUCCUGGCACGAUCUCGGUAUCCUUUCGAUGCCACGAGAUCGCCAGCAAAUAAAUAUCUCGACUUGGUCCAU